UACAGUUUUGAUAAUAUCACCAAUGGUGAAGAACGUUAUAAGAAUUUGGAACGAAGUAAACAGAUAUUUAUUUUAUUAACGUAAAGAUAAAUGAGAAUGGCUGAAGAGUUACAGCAAGCUAGAAUGAGCCAGAAACCAAAUAAAAGGAAGUACUUGCUCCUAGUAGACUAUUGUGCCAGAAAUCCAACAUCAGAGUUUGCACGUAGAAAUGUAAGCAAUGGGGAUAAAGGAACAGGGACAGACAAUGAAGUGUAUCUGCCUCAAGGUACAAUUUUUGAAGAAUUAAACUCGCAUGAAGUAAAAGAUGGUGCAUCUCGACAUAGACUUUUUUUGAAGUCUGUUGACCAUGAUGGUAUUACAGUUAGCUGUAUCCCAUCUGAAGUAGAAGAAUUAACAUUACAAGAAGCUGACUUUCUUCUUCCCAUAUUUCCUUCUCAAGAUAGAACUAAAGUUUAUUUUGACAAUCGGUGGUUAAGUGAGGCUUUGUUGAUAACAGUGGGCUCCAAGGUUGCUGUACAACUCAGUGAUGGUAGUGAUCCAGUGUUAGGAGUUGUGCAGUAUCGAGGCUGUGUAAGUGAAUUAGGACCAGGAACCAUAUUUGGAGUGGAGCUUUUGGAACAUCCUGAUAGAGGUUUAUGUGAUGGUACGGUAAAAGGAAAAUGCUAUUUUCACUGUCAUGGACAGAGUGGUGUAUUUCUUCCCAUCAGUCGGCUUCGUCUUUUUUUACACAGCCAUAAACACACCAGAUCAAGGGAACUGAAAGAACUUGUAAAUUCACGACAGCAUAUCUCCACAUCUACCACUGGUUCUGAAAUACAUGUGCACUCAUCCACAAGUAAGCCUGAUCCUGUUCCAUUAGAAGUUGUUUGUGCUGAUGGUACACCUCCACCUCCACUUCAACUUAAUAACCGUGUAGUGUGGAUUAGUGACUCUGGACCAGAGUAUGGCUGGGUGCGCUGGCUUGGCAAGCUUCCUGAUGUUGGUUCAGAUUGGAUGGUAGGAGUGGAGUUUGAUAACCCAAUUGGAACGGGCACUGGAAAGUACAAUGAUCAUGAAUUGUUUCAUACUAAGCUCAGUCAUGCUUCAUUAGUUCCCAUCAUUGGACUAAUGAAAGCUGAAGACUUCUUAGUGGACAGUAAUUCAGACCAAAAACCAAAUGAAGAUAAUGCCAAGAUCUUACAAACAACAGGUGUUCAAAGUGGUGUUAUUUUGAAAAACGAGUCACCUAUUGUCUCCGGAGAGAAUUUCAACACAGGAGCGAGGGCAAAAUCAAAAUCUUUUUCAUCUCAGCAAGCUAAUGAAUGCCCUGUCACAUCAUGCAGCAACACAUCCACAUACUUCCCAGCAUCACCAGGGGAAAAAAGAAAUAAAUCUUGUGGAACAGUGAAUAAAGCUAAACCUCUGGAAAAAACAAAGGAAUUGUCUAGACAGAGUAGUUUUGGUGAUAGAUCUAAUGUGACCAUCUCAGGACUUAAAGGUGCCAAGACUAACAGCCCUUCUUCUAGAAGGAAAGAUCUUAAACUGUUAAGUAGCAUGUAUAGUCCUGAAAGUGAACAACCUAACAGUUUUUACCAUGUGGUUCCUGAUGAAUGUACACCUGGAGUAUACAGUAGCUCAUCUUCCGUCAAUCCUCUCUAUGAGAUGUUAAGUGAAAAAGGUAGUGGAUAUCAAAAUGGACAUAUCAGCUGUGAAGAGGUCAUGGUACACAACAAGAAAGUGGAGAAACAUACGUCAAGAAACAAUGUUUACUGCACAUGUAACAUUCAAGAAGAACAUUUGCAUGAACAUGAUAAAAGUACUGUACAAAGUAACAACUCGUCAGACUUAGAAAUUGGUUCUGCUGUAGAAGUCUUGGUGAAUGGGGUACCUCGAUAUGGAAUCAUUCGAUGGAUAGGGAUUGUCUCAGAGCAACAGGAUAGUAGAAAACUGGUAGCAGGAAUAGAAAUGGAAGAAGAAGGAUUGGGGUGUACAGAUGGUACCUUCAACAGGCAACGUUACUUUACUUGUCCACCAAACAAAGCUUUCUUUGUGUUCCUGAACCAGUGUAGAAAAGACGGUCGGUUUAUUGAGUCUGAAAGAACUGCAGCUUUUGGAAGUAUAGAGUGUCCAUCAAUAAUUGAAGACGUGCCACCAUUAUCAAGUCCAGAAGAGUUAAAAAUGAUGUGUGGGAAGAACCAUGGCAUUCAAGGACACCACAACUCAUGCUACCUAGAUGCUACAUUAUUUGCUAUGUUUUCUUGUACAAGUAUUUUUGACUCACUACUACACCGACCUCCAAAGCCAACUGAUAUUGCUGAAUACUCACAAGUACAAAGGGUGCUAAAGGAAAAAAUUGUGAACCCACUUCGAGCGAAUUGGUACGUUCGAGCUGAUAGAGUAAUGCACCUUCGAAAACUGUUGGAAGAACUGGGAUCAGUAAGAGGGUUAACCUCAGAGGAAAAAGAUCCAGAAGAAUUCUUGAAUUCUCUUCUUCAGCAGAUCCUAAAAGCUGAACCAUUCCUUAAGCUGAGCUCAGGCCAAGAGAGCUUCUUCUACCAAUUGUUUGUUGAAAAAGAUGAAAACUUAGUCCUGCCAAGUGUUCAACAGUUAUUUGAUCAGUCUUUUCUUACUUCUGACAUCAAGCUACAAGAGGUUCCUCCAUGUCUAUUAAUCCAAAUGCCAAGAUUUGGAAAACAGUUCAAGAUGUAUCCAAGAAUAAUCCCAAGUCAGUAUCUGGAUAUUACAGACAUUUUGGCUGAUUCACCCAGAGAAUGCAGCAUUUGUGGUCAUCUGGCAGAAUUUGAGUGUAAAGAUUGCUUUGGUCAGUUUGGAGAAGGUCUUUACAGUGUGGCCUUCUGCCAGAAAUGUAUAGAAAAGUGUCAUGGCAAUAAAAAGCGUUCUCGUCAUAAAACCACUAAGCUCAACAUUCCCCCAGAAUAUAAUAUGUUAAAAGACCAUAACCACGUCCCUCGAAUCUACAUGGAAUUGUUUGCUGUAGUUUGUAUUGAGAUGAGCCAUUAUGUCUGCUUUGCUAAGUGUGGCAGUGGACCUGAUGCCCCAUGGUGCUUUUUUGACAGCAUGGCUGAUCGUAAAGGUGAGCAAAAUGGCUACAACAUACCAGAAGUUGUUCCCUUCCCUGACCUUCGAUGGUGGUUGUCUGAAGAAGGAAUGGAGUUCUUAAUGUCCAACAAAGAUGAUAAAUGUCUCCCAGAAAUUGCUCGACGCUUGUUAUGUGAUGCUUACAUGUGUAUGUACCAGAGUCCCGAUGUCAUGAUGUAUCGAUAAUAAUGUUUUUGUUGUUUCUUUUCCUUUUGUCUACUGGGAAAGCACAAGUUAUUGUUGUUUUGAACUGAUAAGUUCAUCAGUUCUUUUCCUUCCAUGCAUAUGAUGGUUUCAACUAACAGGAAGUUAUUCAUGCAGGUCUUAUUUAUGUUGUUUGUAGAAUGAAAAAAAAAAAAACACAUUCCUGAAACCCCUCUGAAACUGAGUUGUUUUCUAUAGUUGUAGUAAGUUUUAGAGGUAUUACCUUAUCUGCUAUUGUUAAUAACUAUAGAUGCUACAGUUGUAUUUUUAAUUAAAAUAUUUUCACCACAAGUUUAAUUAGUUAUUAUAUGGAGUAUUUUAGAGAUGUAUAUAUCUUUGCAGGAUAAUAUAUAGUGUAAAGAAAGUAUUUAUUGCUGUCCCUGUAAAUUAGCCAUAUUCAGAGUUAAAUGUAAAUUACCUUUCUGAGAUAGAAUUAUAUGCUUAAAGUUCUGCAUGCUCUGCUAACUGACAAAAAAAUCACAUGUUCUUUAAAAGCCAUCAUAUAAAUUUUUAUUUGAGAUCCUACUCCUUAAGUUACUGUUUGCAAUAUACCAGACUACAAACUAUGAUAUUUUUGGGUAUACUAAAACAUUAAUAAUAUAUGAACAUUAUUAGGCACCAUAUAUAAAUACUUAUAUAAUGUACACCAUCCAUUAGAUUUUAUAAGUUCUUGCUGGGCACAUUUGAGGCCAAGAGGAAAUCCAGCAAAACCAAACAAUGAAAUAUGUACAUAAAUGGUUUUCAAGCAAUUCAUAUAAAUUCUUGAUAUUUCAGUUAAUAUUUUUAAGUUUUAAAGAGAGCUCAUUGAGAGUAAUCUUCACUCACAUAUGUUCAAUGGGUUUUGUUUUUCUGUGUUUUAAUUUUUUUCGGUGCUAUUAUUGCCAAGUCUUGUUUGUACCAGUACAUUAAUUUUAUGGUGCCACCAAAAGGAAGAAGGUCAUUUUGUUAAAAAAAAGAACACUUUGUUAAUAUGUUAUUACUCAUUUGUUGCAUAAAUAUAUAUAUCGGAUAAAUUUGAAUCAGUAGUCGUGAGCUCGUCUUUUUUUUUUUGGCAUGUCAAAAGACAAGUAAUUUUUCUACUUUUUACAAUACAUCAUUUGCCAGUAAGAUAGUUCUCUGUGAAGACUGAUAUUUUCAGAAAAGGAACUCUCAAAGUAAUGAAAACCAAAAUUAGCUUGUUCUGUUUAAGGUAAGCAAACCUUGAUUCAGUACUCAAUAGUGACUUAAAUUGUGCAAAAACAGCCUUGUUACAAUUUUAAGCCAUAAGAAUGUGUUGUCAUCUAAUGCUGAAUACCACAUAUACAUUACUUUAUUUGAGAAAUUGUUCUAAAUACACAUGAAACAGCCCUUCCAAAAAUUUCUUUCCACUUUUUUGUUAUUGUUUUAUUGUAAUUAUUUAGGUCCUGAUUAAUUUGAUGUUUUCUUCAUUUUCAUUACUUUGGAAAACAAUGAAACUUCUUGAAAGAACAUUAUAUAAUCUGCAGAUAAAAGAAGUCUUCAAGUGGAAAGUUUAAUGAUUAUAUAUGUAACAUUGUUUGUCAUCUGUUUUAAAUAAUGGUGAAAUCUCUGACAAAAUGGUAAUGAUAAUUGUUUGAAAGAAGUAAUAGUAAAGAGUAAAGGUAAACAACAACAUCACAUUAUUAAAUAUUUCCCCAAAAUUUAUUCAUUGUUUUUAACUACAGAAUUGAUAAAAUACAUUCUUGUUCCUUGAUGGUUUGAUUUAUAUAUUAUGCGCAUGAACUUCAGUUAUGUACAUAACACAUAUGUAUUUCAACAUCUACACAAUGGGAUGGUUAGGGUACUUGACUCAUAAUUUGCAGGUUGCAGGAUCAAAACCUGUCAUCGAACAUGCAUACUCUUUCACCUGUAGAGGUGUUACAAUGUAAUGAUCAAUCCCACUAUUUAUUGGUAAAAGAGUACCCCAAAAGUUGGUGGUAUUGACUAGUUACCAGUUUCUUUUAAUCUGUCACUUCAGAGUUGGGGAUGGCUAGCACAGAUAGCUCUUGAGUAGCCUUGCAUGAAAUUCAAAUAAAAAACAAACACAUCUAUACAAUAUAAUGAAUAAAUAUAUAUAUAUAUAUAUAUUAAAAGUUGUGAAUUGUUUUUGUUUAAAAGUAUCAACUUCAGUUAAUAACUUUGUAGGUGAAUUAUUUAAUAGAAACUACCAACAACUUCAUUGAAUUCUACAUUUAUGUAAAUUUUGGCUAGUUCUUCACAUACUUUUAGUUUAUAAAAA
Limulus polyphemus (Atlantic horseshoe crab) is the source of this 5518-nucleotide messenger RNA. Its product is annotated as ubiquitin carboxyl-terminal hydrolase CYLD-like. NCBI's taxonomy places the organism in Eukaryota, Metazoa, Arthropoda, Merostomata, Xiphosura, Limulidae. The record is from RefSeq and is a predicted model, not a curated record. Gene Ontology annotation, molecular function: cysteine-type deubiquitinase activity; K63-linked deubiquitinase activity. The transcript has 17 exons. Gene Ontology annotation, biological process: protein K63-linked deubiquitination. The coding region runs from base 91 to 3264 and encodes 1057 amino acids. Gene Ontology annotation, cellular component: cytosol.